Chanos chanos (milkfish) is the source of this 2787-nucleotide messenger RNA. RefSeq names its product ATP-binding cassette, sub-family C (CFTR/MRP), member 13 (gene abcc13). Gene Ontology annotation, cellular component: membrane. Gene Ontology annotation, molecular function: ATP binding; ABC-type transporter activity; ATP hydrolysis activity. NCBI's taxonomy places the organism in Eukaryota, Metazoa, Chordata, Actinopteri, Gonorynchiformes, Chanidae. The record is from RefSeq and is a predicted model, not a curated record. Bases 1 to 2787 code for a protein of 928 amino acids. The transcript has 19 exons. Gene Ontology annotation, biological process: transmembrane transport.
AUGUCCGUGGAGAAUGCUGCCACUUUCAUCAGCAGAAUCUCUUACUGGUGGUUCAAUAGGCUGCUGCAGCUGGCUAACCUGAGUAAAGUCCGUGUCAAGCGCUCUGCUCACAGUCUGCACUCCACUUUUGAGAAACAGUGGCAGGACCAGCAGAAUCACUAUGAGAAAUCGCACAGGCACGAAGGUCAAAGAUCAGAAAAGGACGCCCUGUUGUUCCCUGGCCCCGCCGGACCUGACGCCUCGCUAUUGUGCUCCAUCUUGCUCACCUUUCAUCCAACCUUGCUAACAGUCACGCUGCUGAGACUGUCAUCUGAUCUGCUAAGCCUCAUGUUUCCUAUAAUAACCAGAUGGGCCAUCUUGUUCUAUGAAGGCCAGCCAGUGUUGGACUGGGAAGGGUACACCUAUGCUUUGGCAUUACUGGGGGCACUUUGCUGUCAUGCUGUUUUUCAACAGCUGCAUGAGAGACACAGCAAAAUGACUGUGGCCAAAGCCCAGGCCGCGCUCUCUGCUGCCCUCCACAGGAAGUUUGUGCCUCAGUAUGGGCUCUCAGAGAAUCUGUCUCCUCCUGCUGCUGUGAUCUCCCUGCUGGCAGAGGAUAUCAGGAGGGUGUCAGAGCUGGUCUCAACCUUGCCCCAGAUCCCGUUCUCUCCUGCGAUGGCAGUGCUUUAUCUGGCUUGUCUGUGGAGAGAAUUGGGACCUGCCAUGCUUGUAGGAGUCACUCUGCUGUUAUUUGUCAUUUUUGCCAGCUCAGCAGUACAGCGCAGGGUCCAACUACUCCAGAGGACUCAGAUGGAAGUGAGGGAAGAGAGUGGAAAACUUCACAAGGAAAUGCUGCGUGAGAUCAAGAUGCUGAAGUUCCUGGUGUGGGAGCCAUGGCUUCAGCUCAGAUUGACUGAUGCAAGGGAGAGGGAGCUGGAGGUGCUAAGAAUUCUGGGAUACCUGACUGCCUUCUUGAUGCUGGACCGUAUUUGUGUGCCCUUCCUAGUGUCUCUUUUCAGUCUUGCUGUGUUUGUGCUUGUGGAUGACGGAAAUGUUCUCACAGUCGCUCAGGUGUUUACCUCACUCUGCCUGUUCAAACUGUUGCGCCCCCUUCUGGCAGAUCUGACUGCUUUCCCCUCUCUUUUAACACAGGGCAGUGGAGUGGCAUUGAGGCACUAUCUGCAGGCCUUUGGCUGGCACUGGGUCUUAUUGCUCCUGUUGGUCCAGACGGGCGUUUUUAUGGUGUGCGUGGCCGGGGACUGGCUGCUGAGCGUGUGGAUGGGUGAAGCCAAGGAGGUGCAAGGUCUGGAAGAGUGGAGAGAGCUCAGAUGCUCCCGUCUGUCCGUCUAUGCUGUGCUUGGCCUCUUACAGGCUGUGCUGGUGUGCUGCGCAGCUUUCUGCCUGACCCGUGGCUCACUCAGGGCAUCUGCCUCUCUGCACGCACAGUUGCUGGAUAAUGUUCUCCACCUUCCUCUUACUGUCUUCUACAAGACUGAUCCAACAUUUCUGCUUCACAGCUUAACUGAGGAUAUGUACACUGUUGAUGAGUGGCUCCCCACACACUUACACACCUGGGUGAGCUGUCUGCUGGAGGUGAUUGGCAUUAUGCUGCUGAUUACGUUCAUCAUCCCAGUCAUCAGUCUGGCAGUGUGUCCUGUGACCCUCCUCUUCCUCGUUAUGAAGAGUAAAGAAGGUCAAGAGUUCUACCUCAGACGCCAUCUCAAAUCCCUGCAGCAGCACCUGCUUUUCCACUUCAACGGCAUCACCUUUGACAGGUGGGCUGCUUUACAGUCAGAAGUGGUCAGUGGAAUUUUUCUGCUCCUGGUCACUCUUUUCCUGCUGGGAAGCCAGAGGUCAUCGGACUCUGGAACCGUAGCUCUGGCCCUAGUGUACUCACUGAACAUGAGAGGGGCUUUGCAUCACUUCACCCACACAUGCAGUGACCUCAGAAAAGACGCUCUGAGCAUCCAGAGAAUCAGUCAGUAUGCCCACAUGGGAAAAGAGGCUCCGUGGACACUUACUCACAGACAGACACCGCCACCCAGUUGGCCAGAGCAGGGCGAGAUUGAGUUCAGACAGUAUGAGACUGAGCCCUGUACUCCCCUGGCCCCUGCUUUUAGGGGACUGACCUUCUGUAUCUCAAAGGGGGAGAAGGUGGGUGUAGUGAGUAGAAACAGGGCAGAGACUGAAGGAUUGGUUAGCUGUCUGUUCAGGGCGGUGGAAGCCAGCGCUGGGAUCAUUCUCAUCGACGGGCUGGACGUAGCCAGCGUUGGACCGCGAGACCUCCGCUGUCACCUCCAGCUCAUCCCUCAGAGCCCAGUACUGUUGUCUGAUUCACUGAGGGCUAAUCUGGAUCCACUGGGCCAGUACACGGAUGCACAGCUGUGGCGGGCUCUGGAGCUCUCUCUCCUGAAGGAGCGGGUACGACUGCUCCCAAAUCAGCUUCUGCAUCCAGUCCAGGAGGGUGGAGCCUCUCUUAGCCCUGGGCAGAGGAGACAAUUGUGCUUGGCCCGUGCAAUGCUGGGGAGAACCAGGGUUUUGCUGGUGGAAGAUUCCUUGCCAUCAGUGGACACAGAGACAGAGCACCUGCUUCAGCAGGUGAUUGAAAGAGAGUUCACCAACUGCACAGUGCUGAUGAUGAGCCAAAACCCACACAAAGUCAUGCACACAGACAGGGUUCUGGUUUUGGAUGAAGGCCACAUUGUGGAAUUUGACACUCCCACUAACCUUCUCCAGGAGGGGGUGUGGUUCACUCAGCUGGCCAAGGAUAUACAGACACAAGACUGUAUCAAACAGGUCAAUAAAUGA